Messenger RNA from Cantharellus anzutake, 306 nucleotides. RefSeq lists its product as uncharacterized. NCBI's taxonomy places the organism in Eukaryota, Fungi, Basidiomycota, Agaricomycetes, Cantharellales, Hydnaceae. The annotation marks the transcript as partial. The transcript has a single exon. Gene Ontology annotation, molecular function: ATP binding; protein kinase activity. Gene Ontology annotation, biological process: protein phosphorylation. The record is from RefSeq and is a predicted model, not a curated record.
UUUGAAUCCGAAAUCCGAAAGAUGGUGACCAGUCUCCACCAAGCAGGAUAUGUGCAUGGCGACAUUCGAACUACCAACAUCAUGGUGAAGAGGGACUGUACACCCAGAAUCAUGCUAGUUGACUUUGACUGGGCAGGUGUACCUGGGGAAGUACGAUAUCCAAUGAACGUGAACAAUGCAGAAAUCAAGCGGCCUUCCGGAGCGGAUGAUGGCGAGCUUAUCCUGGCCGACCAUGGUGUGAAAAUGAUUGAUUACAUGUAUCUAAUCACAAUUCCCGGGUCCUGCAAAAUUUUCGCCCGGGACUGA